Molecule: messenger RNA, 771 nt
Organism: Cetraspora pellucida
Lineage: Eukaryota; Fungi; Glomeromycota; Glomeromycetes; Diversisporales; Gigasporaceae
Source: the annotation of a GenBank genome assembly
AUGAAUAAACAUAAUUUUCCUCAAGUAUUUGAUAGUUAUACAAAUAUUUCUAAAUCAAAAAAAAAUAAACUUUCUAAUGAUUUAUUUACAAAUCUUUUUGGUAAUGAUGUUGAUGAUUUUUCAUUGUAUAAUAAUAUGAAAUAUGCUAGUAAUAAAGUAAAUCCAAUGAAUAUAUCUGGAUUACCAUGUGAUAUAAUUUGUGAUCCUGAAGAUACAGAUGAUAGUAUUCAAAAAAGACCUGGUAGUUCACCUUCAUUAAAUAAAAUAGUUUCUAUUUUUUUUCCAAAUACAUCAUUUAUUGAUACUUCUAGAACAUUUGAAACUAGUAUUGUUGAAGAAAAUGAUGAAAAAAUCAAUGAAGAAACAAUAAAAUAUGGAAAACCUAGUUAUUCAGAACAAAAUAUUGUUACAAAUUCCUUAAUUAUGUGUAAACGAUUUGGUCAAACAAUUUCUAAAGAAGUACCUAAAGCACCUAGAUUAAAAUUACAUGGGUUUUUUUGUCAAAUUGAUAUGAAUAUUGUAUUGAACACAAAAAGUAAUGAUGGAAUACCUUUAUAUGAUGAUAUAAAAUUAUAUGAACCACCUGGUGAUUUUAUAAUUACAUUAUCUCUUUUAAUUGCAAAAGAUAAAACAGUAAAAGAUAAAGAUGGAAAUGAUGUAAAUAUUUUUUUAAAAGAAAAUAUUGGUUUAGAAGAUAUUUUUAAAAAAGGAACAUAUAGAUUUGAUGAUACUGAUAAAAAUAUGCAAUCACAAUUGAUUGAAGAAAACUGA